This is a messenger RNA of Tribolium madens (black flour beetle), 1604 nucleotides long. RefSeq names its product vacuolar fusion protein CCZ1 homolog (gene Ccz1). The record is from RefSeq and is a predicted model, not a curated record. The coding region runs from base 114 to 1514 and encodes 466 amino acids. Gene Ontology annotation, cellular component: Mon1-Ccz1 complex; intracellular membrane-bounded organelle. Gene Ontology annotation, biological process: vesicle-mediated transport. The transcript is spliced from 8 exons. NCBI's taxonomy places the organism in Eukaryota, Metazoa, Arthropoda, Insecta, Coleoptera, Tenebrionidae.
AUGAAUAAUAUGGAUACUAUAUGUCAUAACAUAACCUAAAAAAAGGUAUAACAUAAAAAGUUUGUUUUUAUAAAAGCUUAUUUAAAAUAAGCUUAGUACUUUUAACCAGAAUUAUGAGUAUGAAAAAAGAUGUCGAAUUAAAAAACUUUUUUAUUUUCAAUUCCUUAUAUGGUCCCAAGGAAGGGGAGGAACUGAAAAAAAUUCUCUAUUAUUAUCCAAUAACUGACAAUGCUGAUGUACAAAUAAAGAAUGUGGGGUUAGUUGAGGGGAUCAUCCAGUUUACAGGCACUUUUAAGCCGAGUACUCCAGUGAACUCAUUACAUACACAAAAAAUGCGACAGUUGUAUUUCCAACCAGAAAAAAAUAUGUGGAUUGUGAUGACAUUAACUUUACCAACUGAGGUGAAAGGAAAAGACAGUUCAAAUCAAAUAGAAUACCUAGAGGAUGAUGUUCAAGACAAUGUUUAUGAAGCUGUCUUAAAGCAAGCUUAUUACACAUACAGACUUUUUUGGGACACAUUUGAACACACUGUUGAGAACCAUGAUGUAGGCACACUUAAAACAAGACUUGAAAAUUUUUAUAAAGCUUACCUCAAAACUCUGAAACUAGGACAUGCUGAUAUUCUAAAUGUGUUUCAUGGAAUUCAGUAUUUACCUCUUGACAAAUUAACUUUUCUAAAAGUACAGUGUUUUAUCAAUUCGCUAGAAUGCGAGUAUCCUGAAAUUGAGUACACAGCUUUCCUAUAUAACGAUCAUCUAAUAUGGAGCGGUUUUGAGCCCAAAGACAUGAAAAUUGUUUAUCAAUAUUUAAUCGGUACUUUACUUCCCGCCAACAUGGAAGCUGAACUACAAGGGGGGUCAAUGCCACGAAAUUCUGCCUCACCAUUCGCAGCGCUGCAUCACGGUCGGUUCAUUACCGGGCCUACAAAUUUAAAGACGGCCAAAAGUGUCGGAAAAAUACCCAAAGUUUAUUUAUUUGCCUCGGGGAAGGCCGAAUCGUAUAACUUGGUAGUGUACAGGGCGCUAAGUGCGUCCAUUUGUUUAUUCAUGAAAGCUGACAAGGAAUUAAGUUUACAAUAUUUCAAAGACAUGGAUGGGUUCAUUAGUCCUAAAUUGACUGCAGUCGUGUCAGAUAUUUCUGAAUAUUGUUCUAAACAAGUGAUUACACCAUCAAAUGUCCCAGAAAACGCUCCAAGGUUUAUCUAUUUUAAUAAGUUAAAUUUAGCUUACAAAAGCACGGCUCAUUUGGAUAAUAAACAAACCGGAAACAUUGCGUGUACCAAAGAAUCUUUAAAAAUAAUGGCCGACUUGAAUAACAAAAAAUCACUAUUGGGCCACUCAAGCGAAACUAUAGUCAAAACAAUGAACGACUAUUGGGUUGUUGCAAAGAACUCGAAUUCUAGGGAAUUUUACGUGGCUUUGCAACAGAAAAACGCAAGCCUUAUUGACAUAAGCGAAGAAAUCAAAAAAUUAUGUGAUACUGAAUUAAAAGGAAUUUUCUUUCAUCCACUAUAAGACAGUACAAAAAGUGAAUCAAUAUUUAUUGCAAAAUCAUUUAUUGAUAAUUGUACAUUAAGUAGUCAAAUAAAAAAUAACUUAACACUA